This is a messenger RNA of Peronospora matthiolae, 975 nucleotides long. NCBI's taxonomy places the organism in Eukaryota, Oomycota, Peronosporomycetes, Peronosporales, Peronosporaceae. The record is from the annotation of a GenBank genome assembly.
AUGCGAUGCGCGAGCAAGGCCGCCGAGAGCGCGUCCGCACGUCUCUGUGCGGACGCCGAAGCAGAAACCGCAGCAACUGAUGUCUCAUCGGUUGCUGAAGCGACCCAGCCUGUGUCACCUGGUGAUGCAGGCGCUGGUCAUGAAGACACUCAUGUCUUCACAGAGUAUGAGCUCGGUGUCUCAUACUCUCCUGAUACGGAAGACGGAUCCGUAUCGACGGCGAUUGAAUCUAAGCCGCCUGCCAAGCGUGGCAUGGAUGAUGCAAUGCGUCGUAGCAUCUUUGGUUCAUCUGAUGAAUCAGAUGAACCAUCGCCGAAGCGAAGGCGCUCGAGGUCGCGAGACUCGGGCGCUAAUAGUGGUGUCGGUUCUCCUAUUGACACCACUUCACAACGAGGUGCCAGUCCUUCUGUCGGCACAUCGCAGGAAGAGCGGGACCGCAAUAUGUUGCGUCUCGCUCCAGAAAAGAAGGCAUGGAUGCCUCCUAAAUCUGUCAUGGAUCACUUGUCGGCGACGACGAGUGAUCGUUAUCGAACACGAUUGUUCGAUUCGUCAAGGAUCCAUCACCUUGACCCCAGUGCGAAAAACUAUCGCGCUGAACAUGAAUUCUUCAUCGAUGCUUUCUUUAGACAUCGAUGGUACAGUGGGAAUCACAAACGUGAUGGUCCCGCACUGCUUCAGGCGUGGAACGCCUACAUCCAUAACCUCGAGGAUGUAGGUCGUGACGCUUGGAACGACAAACUUAUCAAAGCUCGUGAUAAGUUUGAGAAGCGAACCCCUACAGGUGCACGCUACAAGCUGCAUCGUCUAUCAAGGGAGAAAGGAUUACCCUGCCUCUCUUGGGGAGACUCGUGCCCGUGUUGUGUGAACAACUCUGCGCGCGCACCUAAGGAGGCUUACCUCCCUAAUAGCCCGUGGUGGCGCGUACGUAUCUCUAUUGAGAUGUACGAAGGGAUUGACAACUUGAAAUCCCUUUAA